AUGUACGUCGAGAACUGCCAUUGCUCUAGAGGAAAUCUGACCACUACGGACGACGACGAGGAGAUUCAACAGUUCUUCGUCGUAAACCGAAGUGUGUCUCGAAGACCGUCGAACGUAAGCUGCACAUCUCGUGUCAGCCACAAAAGCAAUCGAAGCACUCCAAGAAGUGGCGGAAGUCGUUCUAAGCGGGCCACUCCGCUUAGUGGUGUCAGCUGUUGCUCUCACCAUUCUCAUCAUUCGCAGCAGACUUAUCGGGGUCGAGGAGGUCACGAAUCACCAUCAUUUCUACACGAUAGCGGUUCAAAUGCCACCAUUUCUAACUUUAACAUCAAUCCAGCACGAUUUCAAUGCAGCUACUAUACUACAGCCGACGAAAGCGAAAACUCCUACUGCUCCAUAAGUGGAGAAAACAUACGACAGAUACAGGCCCAAACGCAGAUACAAACAGCACUAGAAAUGAAACAAAAAGAGGAUGAGAAACGGCACAUGAUGGGGCCAAAGUCAAGACUGCAGCCGCUACCAUUGCCACCGCUACAACCAGGUGACGGUAGCGACUACAAUGACAGCCAACAAGACGCUAGCAUAACCGGUUCCAUCCUGUCGAUCAUUGAGAGUACAUCCAGUGAUCAACCGGGUGAAUCAACAACGACCAGCACUACAACAUCCACCACGCAGCGACAGCUGCAACUAGUCGGCGAACGAGGGGCAAAAAACGGCAAUUCGGGCAGUCAGAUGAUUCUUACACCGUCCAAAAUAACGAUUGAAAAUAUUGGCCAACUGUCCGAAAUUGCGGCCAACGAUUAUGAGUUCGACGAUAUCGACGUUAACAUUCCAGAAGUAUUCCACUCUCCGUCGAGAAUCAAAUGGAAUUUUCUAGCCGGUCUGGACGAAAACAAAUCCAACAAAUCCAGAAUCAGUUCAAUAUCGAGUUUGGUAGAUGCCGGAAGCAGUGGUCGCGGCCGAAGUGGAACGGAAUCAGGUGGAGCAGACGUAAGCGAGACGGCUAGUGAAAGGCGUCGCGACGACAGCAGCGACAAUGACUAUAGCCCGAAUUGUAUCCAAGAACAACCGUUGCCACCAAUACCAGCUGCUAUUCAAAGUAGUUCAUCCAGCUGUAAGAUAGAAGAAUUGCUCAAGAAAUCAUCGCCAUCAGCAUCGUCCGAUUUCAAAACUGUUUCUAUUUGGCGAGCGGAGAAUGACGACGAAGCGAAUGCAAUAAUUUUCCAUCAUGAGAGUGAAAUAGUCGAAAACUGUUGCACAAAUCAUUUUUUAGACCAUAGUAAUUACGAUAUAUGCACGGUAGAUAACUGCGACUAUCUGAUCAAAACCAGUGAUACACCAAAGAGUAGCCGAAAAAAUAGCAUGAGUAAGAGCGAAGAACGUUUGAACAACUCUGUGGCACUGUCGUGUUCCGCUGGAAACAAACUGGAACUGAAGCAAAGGAACAUUUUUACUUCAACGCUAUCGACCAGCACUACACCACCGAAUGUGUAUUCCAUAAUAUCUCCGGAUUUAAAACGAUUCGAAAAGCAAACGAACCUCACGAGGAACUCGGUCAAUCUCAGCCAAAACCUUUCGUCGCCAUCGUCUACGUCAUCUUCAUCCAUUUUUCUGGGCAGCUACAAUCAAACCUAUCGCAACAUCAAUCAAAACACCAGCGAAGAUAAGCUGUUGAACACGUCAUCAUCCAGGUCCCGGUUGAACACAACUCGCUCGACGACCAGCAUUAACAACAACAACACCUUGGAUGUCAACGUAGACAAUCGACAGCGUUUAGGAAGUUCCGUAUCCCUCAACCUGCAGCAGGCUCCAUUCAGUAUAAGCGCUUCGUCGGCUACAGCAGCAGCUGCCUCUCAGUUCUACAACAAGUCCUACCACAUCAACCUAACAGCACAGAACCGUCUAUACUUCCAUGCGUACUCGAAUCUCGUACGGGAGCAAGAACAAUGCCAGCAUCAUUCACCAUCACCUGCGCAGUCGGAUGAGCAGUCCAACGGACAACAGCCACAGCCCUGUGCCCAGUGUCAGGAGCUGUACGGUUGUCCGCUGUACUACAGUAGCAACGCAACCAAUGAAGAAAGUGCCGGAGGUACAGGAGCCUUCAAUGAUGCCACCACUACCAGUAGCAGUGCUAGUCUAACUGGGUCCGGAAGCGGUCGGCGAGGUGCCCGCACUGGAUCAGCCCGCUGGCGCCGGAACGUAAGUCACUCGCUACGCAUCCACGGCUUGGUGCGGGUCGUUCGGACCAGGGCUCGCAAGUGCGCCGACUACAUCCGCCAGAAGGAACAGCAAACCAACAAUCGUUUUCAUCGGCGAAAGUAG
This is a messenger RNA of Aedes aegypti (yellow fever mosquito), 2322 nucleotides long. RefSeq names its product serine-rich adhesin for platelets. Lineage: Eukaryota; Metazoa; Arthropoda; Insecta; Diptera; Culicidae. The coding region runs from base 1 to 2322 and encodes 773 amino acids. The transcript has a single exon. The record is from RefSeq and is a predicted model, not a curated record.